AUGAGCUCAGUCAAUGGAACUGGAAAUCUUCUUGAUAAUAAGGGAUUGAUUCUGCCAACAGCCACUCCACUUUCAACAGGAUCAAAACCACAACGACAGGAAGGACAGCAGCUGACUGUUGAUUUUGAGAGGAUUUUGAAGAACGAAGAAAAUAAAUUGUUGCGAGUGACCACAGCCUAUCUAGAGGCUUCCGAAAAUGAGUGGUCUGUACAAGAGCAGUUGCAAAAGGAAAGGGACUCCUUGAAUCAAAAGCACAAGUGUUUGAAAGUGGAUUUAAGGAGGAUAGAAGGAGAGAUAGAUGUCCUGGCCGGGGCAAAGAUAGAAAGUUUUCAUGCUAUAUCUGAACUGUACCAGGAGACAAGACCAGCCGGCAAUGAGGCCAUCUUGGACCUUAUCUUUCGUGAAGUGAUGGACGGGUACGAGGAAGUGAAUAGUCUGAAGAAUGAAAGGGAGAACAUCAGAGCACGCAUAGCAACUGUCGAGGAGCAAAAAGUGGUAAAACAAACGGAAAUUAGAGCACAAGGGAAGAAGUACGACGACGUGACAACGUGUUGUAAUGCUUUUGAGGAGCUCAGGUCCAGAACAGAAACGCAUUCUGAUGAAAUUUCUAAUGCUCAGUCCACAGAAGUCAAGAAUAGCUGCAUGGAAAAUGCACGGGAUUGGCUGAAAAGAGUACAAGAAAUGCGAAAUGAUAUGAAUUUGCUGCUCAAGUGGAUCAACGAAUGGAAAAGUGGAGAUGAAGCGGCCCUGGAGAAAAUCCCACUAGUCUCGGUAUGCAAAGCUUCUGGUAUCCCCGUGAACAUCUUCGAAACGCUCGACCGAAAUGAUAAGAGGACAAGCCCGAAUGAGCCUUCGAAAAAGGCAAAAAAGCCAAAGUACAGUGACAUAUCGAUUGUGGCGACCGGUAUGUGCAUUUUUGCAUUCUACUAG
Messenger RNA from Caenorhabditis remanei, 930 nucleotides. RefSeq lists its product as uncharacterized. The record is from RefSeq and is a predicted model, not a curated record. The transcript is spliced from 5 exons. Bases 1 to 930 code for a protein of 309 amino acids. Lineage: Eukaryota; Metazoa; Nematoda; Chromadorea; Rhabditida; Rhabditidae.